UCUGGUCUCACCGGUACGUCGAAAGAAAAUUCCUAUCCUCGCCAAGGCACGGAAAGGGGAACAAUUUUCAUUCCACAGCGCCCGAUCGGUGUGCCGGCACGGCCGGUGGCUACCUCAUGACCGGAAGCCCAGCCAAGUCCAGAGCCAAGCCCGAAAGAAGGCAAUCCGUUUAGUCGGUCAAUCCAGCAUCAGGAGGUGCCCCAACGUCGACGGAGGUUAUCGGAGUGCGUUUCUAUGUGCUCGGAGCUUGUGCUCGGUGAAAGAAAAAUCGUGCGAUGAGUGGCCUUUGAGUGAACCGUGCUUCUGUUUUCUGUGUUCUCGCGCUCAGUGAUCGUGCGUUUGUAUUUGUGAGCCCGCGUCCCCAAGAAGAGCCCGCUCGGCGAAUAUUCUCGGAGGAAUUGCAAUGGAUUCGUGAGAGCGCACCAUGCUGGAGCUUGCUGGCCUCCUAUGAUGGCAUCACUGUCGCCUACGGAUAUCUCGCGGCGAAACCCCCAGGAUGAGUACGAACUGGUGCAGCGGGUCGGCAGCGGAACGUACGGCGAUGUCUACAAGGCGAAGAGGCUAUCCACCGGUGAGAUGGCGGCCAUUAAGGUCAUCAAGUUGGAACCAGGGGACGAGUUUGGAGUCAUCCAGCAGGAAAUCCUCAUGAUGAAGGACUGCCGGCACCCGAACAUUGUCGCCUACUUUGGUUCCUACUUACGACGCGACAAGCUCUGGAUUUGCAUGGAGUACUGCGGAGGAGGAUCGCUACAAGACAUCUACCACAUCACGGGCCCCCUGAGUGAGCAGCAGAUAGCUUACAUGUGUCGGGAGACGCUCAAAGGCCUCGCGUACCUGCACUACGUGGGCAAGAUGCAUCGGGACGUCAAGGGCGCCAACAUUCUCCUCACCGACGAUGGUGACGUCAAGCUCGCCGAUUUUGGUGUGUCUGCCCAGAUCACUGCCACCAUCAGCAAGCGGAAGUCAUUCAUUGGAACGCCAUAUUGGAUGGCGCCCGAGGUAGCGGCCGUGGAGCGCAAGGGUGGCUACAACCAGCAGUGCGACAUCUGGGCGGUGGGCAUCACGGCGAUCGAGCUCGCCGAGCUGCAGCCCCCGAUGUUCGACCUGCACCCCAUGCGGGCCCUCUUCCUCAUGUCCAAGUCGGGCUUCAAGCCACCCCAGCUCAAGGACAAGGUCAAAUGGUCCCAGAACUUCCACCAUUUCGUCAAGGUGGCCCUCACCAAGAACCCCAAGAAAAGGCCUACGGCCGAGCGGUUACUCAUGCACCCUUUCCUCAACGGAGACCACCUGACCAAGCGACUGGCACGGGAACUCCUGGAGAAAGUCAACAACCCGCACAACAACUACAGCGAACUGGACCCGGAUGAUGAAGGGAUCCUGUACAACGUGCCACAAAGGAUUGCGUCUCAGCGGUCUGCGCGGACAGCGGAGCGGCCACACUCAGAACUCAACAUGGACAAUGUCAGCUUUGAACAACGAGUUUUCACGGAGCUUGGUGACUCGACAAAUCAGAAUGCACCAGUGCACAAUGGCCAGGGCAACAACCACUAUGAUCUGGCAACGGCGUGGAUGGAGCGGGACAGCGAGACGGAGGAGAUCCAACGUGCUGGGCCGAUCGCGGCUGCGUACGACGCGGAUGACGACACUGAGGCGAAAUUUUGUGCUGCCCUCAGGAGCCUGCUGGACAUUGUGGACGAGGAGCUGCGGCACAGUCUGCUGCUGCCCUUGUGCGAGCAGGAUGCUCAAAAGCGCGCCGACCUUUCGUGCAGGGGUCACACUGAGAGGUUGUCUGACCGGGACCUCAAGUACUCACAACAGGCCACACUUCCGAUGGACAAGGCAGACAGUGCGGAGCCGUGGCCAUCGGGUCCACCACACGAAAAUGGUCACGGUGGGCACAACAGCCGAGGUGAUGGCGGGGCUGCCAGGGACGGCACGUUGGAGGCCAUUGCCAGCACAGCGAGGCUACCAGCCGCGAGUUAUGCCAUGCUCGAGACCGACAUCCUAGGAGACAGCCCAGGUGAGAAUAAUGCCCGUGAAGGCAGCGUGACUCCGACGGGGACGCUGGAAGGACCCGGAGCUGCAGAAGAGGAACCCCUUUCCGAGACGGAGGCCCCCACGAGGGACGCGGCAGGGCGCCCCGAGGCCCCACCACGGAAAAAGGAGAAGAGGCGGUCCCACCUGGUGCCCAACCUACCAAUGCAGAAGCCCGUAAGCAACGGCCUUCCACCGACACCUAAGGUGCACAUGGGUGCCUGCUUCUCCAAGGUGUUCAACGGCUGCCCCCUCAAGGUCCUCUGCAGCACCAGCUGGAUACACCCCGAGACCAGGGAUCAGCACAUCUUGUUUGGCUGUGAGGAAGGCAUCUACACACUCAACCUCAACGAGAUUCACGACUCCUGUGUGGACCAGAUUUUUCCACGAAGGACAUCUUGGAUGUUUGUCAUCAAGGAUGUUCUCAUGUCAUUAUCAGGAAAGAACCAGCAACUGUACAGGCACGACCUCGCUGCGCUCCACGCAAGAGCCGGCCAGCGGUUCGGCUUGCCGGUCGGUCGGCUACCCGAGCGGCUAGUUCCCCGACGGUACGCAGCCACAACUAAGGUGGCAGACACCAAGGGUUGCAUACGGUGCUGUGUGGGUCGCAACCCUUACAACGGCUACAAGUACCUGUGCGGUCUGUCCCCCCAGGGAGUCUUCCUCAUGCAGUGGUACAACCCCCUCGCCAAGUUCAUGCUGCUCAAGCAAUUUGAGUGCAUGGUUCCAGCACGGUUAAGCGUGUUCGAGAUGAUCAUCACGCCAGACCUGGACUACCCUAUCCUGUGCGUUGGUGUCCGGAAAGGCUACGAUGGCUCCCAGCUGAAGCUGGACACCAUCGACCUCAACUCAUCGGCGUGCUGGUUUGGCUACAACGAAGACGAGGACUCGGACGGCCUGGAGACUAUGGUUCCGCGCCACGAGCUCCUGCAUGUAGUGCACGUGACGCAGAUCGACAGGGACACCGUGCUCGUCUGUUAUGACAAUCAAGUCAAGUUGUUGGACUUGGAAGGUCAGCUCAAGCCCAGCGAUGUGCAGCCUGCCGAGCUCCAUUUCGACUUCACGGUCGAGUACAUUGUGUGCUUGACGGACUGCGUGCUGGCCUUCCACAAACACGGCAUGCAGGGCCGGAGCUUCCUCAACAACGAGGUCGUCCAGGAGAUCAGCGACUCCACGCGCAUUUUCCGCGUCCUCGGAUCGGACAGCGCAAAGUAUUUUGGGUUCACGGCAGCCGACCCAACAUGCGAGCAGGCAGAAAGGAUCGUUGUGCUGGAGAGUAGAGCAACGGACACACCCACCGGACCUUCCAACAUCUACAUCCUUGCCGGACACGAGAAUAGUUACUAGGACAAUGGCCGUUUGGCAUCUGGUGUGCAGCCUUCGUGGGGCAGCCUAAGCAGUACAACUUGCAGGGAAGUUCACAACAAGGAGGAAGGUCACUCAGCUGCUUCCCGAGGCGUCGGUGUCGUUGCUGUGCUCCGUUGCUGAGCUUGGCAGAGUGAUACAAGACGCAAAAUACCAGUCCCUCCUUGCGCUCGCCGAGAAGUUUGUGCACACCCUCGUUGCGUGAAUCUUUCCUGCCUCCGGUUGCCACGCGCUCUGUGAUUCGAGGAACUUUGCACGGCGAUGACGUGGCAGAGGCAUCAAUUCCGGAGACAGUGGGACGUUGCUUCAAGUGGCGUGUUUCGUGUGUUUUUGCUGUGUGCGCAUACUGGUUUGAAUGAGAGGUACGGUAGUGAAGUUGCGAGUCAAUUAGGAUAUGCUGACGCAUUCGCACGUGUAUGGCUGCGUCCAGACGAAUUGUAAAUGAAAUACUAGGUGUGAGACAUGCGCAUGAUUUCUACACCUAAGCAACGUUAGGCAUGGUCGUCGUUCCCGAUGCAGGUGCUCUGUGGUGUGCUCGACGUUGCAGCGUCAGCAAGACAAGAAAGUCACCGAAGUUUGAGUUUCGGCGAAAGUGUGUCGUCUGCCGUCCGCCAGGUGUCACUGCUACUCAGAUGCUGAGGUGGAGUUCAUUUCUUGUUGACUGCAUUCUCUUCUAUUUGUAUUUUAAUUUCUCUUUACUCUAUGACACUGAGCUGUACAGAUGAAGUGAUUGUUCCCACUUCUUUCUCACUUCUUUAUUUUUUUUUAUCUCUUUCUCUUCUUUCCCCAUGUCCUGUCCAUGUCUACAGUAGCUCGGUAUUUAUUUGUGUACAUAUAUUGAAGCCUACACUUCUUCUUGUAUAGACAAAUGAAGUUACUCUUUGCAGAAGUGGUGGACGGAUGUGAGGGCUCGCUUCUUUUCAUAGGGGCGUUGAGUGACUCUGAAGAUUUUUUGUCCCCACUAGAGCGUCUCUCGUUUUAGGAUUGAUAGCAUUAACGAGCCGUCUAUAUGCAGCGUUGCACAAAGGGGCAUGUGCUUCAGCGACUAUUUUCUAUGAUUACACCUUAAACAGUUUUGUGUGGUGCUUUGUUGCGACAAUGUGCAGAGACUGCAAUAGGACCUAUAACCUUGUGAGUCAUGAGUGGAGAAAUAGUGGGAGGUCAUUUUAGAUACUGAUGGUAGUUGUUUUAGAUGCCGUGUGAAAUAGUGUAUCCAUAAGUCAACGUUAGCAGUUGUUACGUCCAAGCUAGCAGCCUUUCUUUUUUUCCUCACAGCAUGGUUGUAACUUGGUUUCCCUCGGUCUUUCAGGCAGAUCUUAAGUCGGUUUUAUCAAAAUAUACAGGACUUCGUUUGAGUUGUAUUGAGGUAGCGUGGCUGUAUUGGGCUUGAGUAGAUAACGUAUAUUGUUUGAUGAAAUGGUAACUGAUUCCACCAUUGAGCCUUAAGUAGGGAAAACCAGAUUAGAAUCGGAAGGGAGCUUUUAUGGUGAAGUAACCAUUACUGGAUGCCAAAUUGCUUGAAGAAGUAGUACUGGGUCAACCCUGUCACGUUUUAAGAAUUUCGAAGUGCAAUUUCAGAACUUUGUAAGUGGGUUACUGUAAGAGAAAACAUACAUUAGCUGUGUAAACUGUCUUUUGUGAUUUGCAAGGCUUUAAGAUUUGUAAUCUGCUUGGCAUUGGCUCGGUUCUCUCUUGCGUUAGAAACGCUUUGCCUUAGUAUUUAGGUUAUAUUGGAAACACCCGUACAUGAAAUGAGGGAACAGUGGCAUGAAAAAAUAUUGGGCGGUGUCCUAUUGCUGUAGCAUUCUGUUGCUUAGAAAUCUUAUUACUGCUUGUCUUAGGCAUUUAUGUUACCGAUAAAAGUCGAGAGGUUGAGAGAAACGCCGAGCACUAUGCAUCUCAAUGAGCCUGCCUUGCUUUCCCACAGCAGUGGUCGAGCUUUCCCCGAGAGCUUUACUCAGAUGUUAUUAUAACACCGUGUUGUGCUUUAUGAAACCAAUAGGCCAGACGCGGAAUGCCGAGUUGAAAGCGAUGAAGGCCGAUUGAACGGAUUUGUUGACACAAGGCUGCAUGCCAGCUGUCAACGUGUUUCGAAAAAUCGCCAAAAGUUUUUAAGUAAGUGCAGUGUUCCUGUUUUACAUAGCACUGGAAAAUUCAGUGAGACAAUGAAGUCACAAUCACUCCUUUUGGGAAACCUAAAACUCUGCACAGUUGUUGCAUUUUGCAACAUUCCAAUGAGUCGUGCUGAUGGGUAAAUGAAAUAGAGGUAUGCUGCCUUCGAAGAGCACGUUACGGUUGAGAGGGGAAGAUUUAAUAGUAAAAACUGGGACAGCCGCAUUGAUAAUCCUAAUUUAAAGCUAAAGCUGAAAAUCCGUCUUGGUAUUGUACCGUUUAACCCAGGGGUGGCCAUACAGGCAUACUGAGAGUCUCCAGAGAGCUCACAUGAUGGCUCGGAGUCGCAGCAAAACCCAAGAGUUUUUUUUAAAGGCUGACCAUAUGCAGCAUUUUAACUGCUUUUCUUCACUGUCAAACUCUGGUCUGGUUUGCAAAAACAAAUGCAUAAAUUUGUGUGACAUACUUGAUUCCUCAAACGCUAACAGUAUUUUGAUUGAAUCCCCAAGGGUUACGGGCCACAAGCAGACCUGAAAAAUACCACAUGCGGCUCUGAGGCUGCCCUUUGUCCACCCCUAAUCUAAACAACUCCAGCUUUAUAUUUAAUCACACUUUCUCUGAUUCGAAUGAAGUUCUUGCAGAUACGCUGUCUCUGCUUUCAAACAAUGUCCCGAUUCAAGUGUUACCUCUUGUAUUCCAUAUCACAGCUGCUAGUUUUAACUAUAACAUAGGCAGAGCUGUCAUUACUCUUUCGGUGUGCAAAUUCCAGUGGAUUGGACUAGGCUUGGUUUUGGUGAUGGGCUAUUCAGACUGGCACGUACCACUCGCCUUCAAAGUACAACUCUGUGCUUAAGACUGCGUUGAACUGCAGUAAUGUCACUGAGUGAAUUGAGACAGUUGAUAUGGAGUGUUCCUCGUGUGAGGAAAAAUUUGUUUGUGAGGCACUUGUUGCUUGAAAAGGCUAGCUGAAUGGGUCUAUGAGAAGUGAACAGGCUGCAGGCCUACUUGUAAUGUCAGUGAAGGCCAGUGCCUUUUGUAUCGUCGACCAUAGCUGCGAGCCACGCGAGCUUUCAGCACACAACCAGGUGCGUACAUUGUCAAACUGCUCCCCAGGUCUAACAAGUGAGUCUCGCGAAACAGCGCAAAGAUGUGUCAUUUUAGAGUGUCUAGAAUAGAUCAUUUUGCAAGGAUUCAAUCUCAAGAAAAUUUCAAAUUCCAAUUCUUCUAACUGAAAGAUUUUAGUUAGCUUAGGUAGUUGAAGUAUCAUAACUUUCGAAACAUCGGGCCUGAUAAGUCGUAAUGAACGAGACCGUGUUUUGCUUGUUAGUGCUGACAAAUGCUAUAUUGAGGUGGCACCGAAGAUUCUGCAAUGAAUUUGUGAUUCUUAUAUCUCUUAAUUUGCAUUCGCAGGGAUGCUGUCUUGUCAUUCAUCUCACAAAGUACCUAUGUUGUCUCACAAAUAUUGUGACUUGCUUUCAUUUAGAGACAUAUAGGAGCAAGAAAAGAAUUGUUGGUAUGCAAAUAUCUGUUCCCAUAAGCAUUGAUAAUUUUGUUGACGAUCACCUUUCAUGAAAUUCUCAGUCAUGAACAGAAAAACCUGUGGUUCCUAGGAACUUGAAUCAACGGUGGUUCACCUUAGCUGAAGGUUUCACAAAGCAAGGUUUCUUUUAUAAUUGGUUUCACUAACGGCAGUUGAGUCGUUUAGGAAGUAGAGAAGGCGGGCACAAUGUGAGUGUCGAACAAUCAAACCAAUUGACAAAGCAGGAGGAGCUGCUUUUGACACUGUACAUACCUGAGAAAAAUUGUAGAAGCCACUCCUCAUACAAAUAUACAAAUAAAACUACUAGAGCAUACAAAUAACCCAUAAGAUGAACUAUUUUCAACAGUCAAUGGAAUCUAUUUAGAUAGCAUGCAGAGGCUUCAAGGUUUUCAGCUAUACUGUUCGAGUGAAGAGGUAAACUAGAUAUAAGAUUCGAGAUUUUUGAGCUUGCAGCGUCGCGACUUUGUCGAUACAAGAUACGAGCAUCGUCGCUAGCUUUUUAAAACGAGUCGGAUAUUAAUUUUUGACGGACAUUUGAGUAUUGGGCUAUUUAUGGGGACGCAGCACUUCUUGGGGAUAUUUAUUAGCUUGUUUAAUACUCCGUUUUGUUUUUCCUGAUGAUUCCCGUGGCUAAUUUUUUUUCCGCUCCUGUUCAUUUUUAUUUCCGGAGGCUUCCAAAUUUAAGGAGAACCUUAGGCUAGACUAGUCUGCAUUCAUUCUUUAUUCUCGUAUUCACGGCAGACCAGCUGACAAACUAUCAAUGUAAAUAGGUGAACAAAGUUUUGCUAGUGUAGUUUAGCUUAAUGGCAGGCUUGUCAUGUGGCAGCUGUAUCCACAGCCCUAGCCAUAGCCAUAACAGCCUGUGUUGCGUGUAACUGUCAUAACAGUUUGGACAGACCUCCGUGAUGUCACUUGUGCACAAAACAGUCUGUGUAGUCAACAAAUUGUGCGCUUUUAUCAUGGGUCGCCAUGCAGCGCAUGCAUUUGCACUUUCUUUUGUUUCCUCUGCUACUUCAUCGCGGAUGCUAUAAAACAGCUCUACCGGUGCGUCUUAAGUCUUGUUUAAACUGCUGUCAUUAGUCAGCCCAUGCGCUUUGUGAAAGUACAGUUGACAUUGUACAGACUACUAAAUGAUGCUGUCGGGGAAACUACAUUUUGCUUCAGAUUUUCGUGUCAAAUUAAAGAAGAGUUAGGUUGAAAAAAAGAGUGCAUGGAUUGGACAGUAUUUCUGGCACUAGUUAAAUUUUUUUUAUUGGUUGCGUACUUGCCUUCCUACUCAUUCAUUCUAGGCAUUAUUGGUCGUCGUCCUGUAGUGCAGUCUGCAAACAAGGAACUCAAGCACUGAUCAACCUGUGCUCACUUGCAGUUCUGCUGACAAUUGUUUUAACUCAUCCAGUGUUAGGGAUAGCGGUUAUGACGGUGUACAUAGUGUAAACAAACUGCCCAGCUCUUAGGAUCAAACGCAAUCCUGGUUGUUUCACAUCAUGCCCACAUUUGUGUAUCCACAUACCUGUUACAGUGAGCAUGCCAGUGCAGGAAUGUUUCUCUGAGCAAGUGUGUUUUCAACCGAUUUGAAAGUGCUUCAGUUAGCUCGGCUGAACAAACUGAAGCAGUUUGGUUCGGAAAUGCGUUGACUGUACCGUGACGUGACGAGGAAAGCAAACCUUGUUGUAUGGUUUGAGGUAGCUGGGUUGUUGAUCUUUGUUAGACUUGAAUCGUUAAAAAGCCUGUUAAGUGUUAUAGUUUUCAGAAAACAGCAAGAAAAAAAAAAGGACAGUUAGGGCUUGGCUAACUUGUAUUGGGGCGUUAGCUUUAACUGAAGGGCCAUUUGAUCUGUCGUGGGCAUCGCAUAAGCUGGAGGGCACAUGAUAUCUACAGCUUUUGUCGUUGUUGCAGUACACUUAUACAAGCUGCUGAAAAGGAUUUGAACACACGGUCCUUUUUUUUUUUGUGAAGUUGAUUGGGUGGUACACUCACCUCUGUCGGUGACUUGUUUGUCCAUCUUUAUGCAAUGUUUCGCAUUGCUUAAUAUCAGUGCAUUUUGACCCAUUCUUACCCUUGUGUGCUGGGGAUGCCUUCCUUACUUGACGUUCACUGACUUAAGUGCGCAUCUACUAUGAGCUUCUCUGCUUUGGCUCGGAUUUGGGAUGCUCGGGAACUGCUGAGUGCUCGAAAGAGCUGCUUACGUGAAAUUCUUGCAUAGUUUGUUUCUUUUACUCUGCUCAAGUUUCUGAGCUUCUGACUAUUUCUCGAAACUUUUUGUCGAUCAUCGUGACAUUCUGCACACUGUGCGAAAAUAUAUGUGAUACAGAUUGGACCAAAAUUCUAUUUACGCUUUGGCUGAUGCCACUGUACAUCCUUGUUUUGUACGUUUGAAGUUUCCGUAGUGUAUCUUCAGUGGAAGUCACCACAUUUUUUUUAUGUAGCACUUUGUGUGUCGUAUCGAAAAUUGACCGUUGAAUUCUAGGUGCAACCUCGUAUGGAUCAGAGUGGUCGCCAAGUUGAAACAGUCAAACAGGCCAGCAGAGACAUUCGCGGUUUUGUGACGUACGUUGGGGUUGCAAUGCCCGUGUAGUUAUACUCUCGGUAUUUGAACUUUGUUUUUCCCUGUGUGUAUGUGUGUAAACACAUUACUGCUUGUAAUGGUUUUGACAAAUCUGAAACCUCCUGUAGGCUUCCUUCACGGUUGCUGCGCAUGAAUCUGUAUUAUAUAUAUAUGUAUGUAUGUAUACGAGUGUGUACACAAUUUUGCUAGCUGUGAUGUUAGGAUUGCCACAUUUACGUUGAUGCUUUUUAUUUUCGUAGACUCCACCUGUUUCCUCUUGUGUUUUUUUUAAUGCCCAGUGGAGGUACGAGGAGUAUAAGAGUGGUGUAAUAAAUGAGAGUUCAAUGCAAGCCUAA
Messenger RNA from Rhipicephalus sanguineus (brown dog tick), 9952 nucleotides. RefSeq names its product mitogen-activated protein kinase kinase kinase kinase 5 (gene hppy). The coding region runs from base 448 to 3381 and encodes 977 amino acids. Gene Ontology annotation, molecular function: ATP binding; MAP kinase kinase kinase kinase activity. The transcript has 27 exons. Gene Ontology annotation, biological process: protein phosphorylation. NCBI's taxonomy places the organism in Eukaryota, Metazoa, Arthropoda, Arachnida, Ixodida, Ixodidae. The record is from RefSeq and is a predicted model, not a curated record.